Olea europaea var. sylvestris is the source of this 1219-nucleotide messenger RNA. Its product is annotated as syntaxin-52-like. The record is from RefSeq and is a predicted model, not a curated record. Gene Ontology annotation, biological process: vesicle fusion; intracellular protein transport. Bases 322 to 993 code for a protein of 223 amino acids. The transcript is spliced from 6 exons. Gene Ontology annotation, cellular component: endomembrane system; SNARE complex. Gene Ontology annotation, molecular function: SNAP receptor activity; SNARE binding. NCBI's taxonomy places the organism in Eukaryota, Viridiplantae, Streptophyta, Magnoliopsida, Lamiales, Oleaceae.
CAAGAUUAAUCAUUAAUGCAUUCCCUCUGCAAUUAGUACUACGACGUUUGAAGAUUUGAAGUCUGCAAUGGACGAAUCAUACUCGAAAUUGAUUUCCACUCUUCUUUUCCUCUGAAUUUCGGAUUCCUAAUCAAUAGUGUAUUCGGAAUUUUUUCUUCAUAUAUAAUGAUUAUUACCGUAAUGCAUGUAGCAGAAACGACGAAUAGGAGUAAGACGAACUAUUCUCCGCGGUAAUUGGUGUUUUCAAUUGAUUAAAACAUUCAAACUCAGCAAUUUGCUCAUUCAACUAAUCCAACUCGUCGAUUACAGUCAUAAAGACCAAUGGCUGCUUCUAAAGAUCCAUGGGUGCACCAAUAUAAUGAAGCGGCAAAACUUGCUGAAGAUAUCACCAACAUGAUAUCUGAAAGCAGUUCAUUUCCCGCAACAGGGCUAGAAACACAGCGAUAUUCGGCUUCAAUACGGAGGAAAAUUACCAUACUCGGCACCAGACUUGAUACCCUAGAGUUUCCGUCAAAGCAGCCUUUGACAGAGAGAGAAAUGAAUCGUCGCAAGGACAUGCUUGAGAAUUUAAGAUCAAAAGUAAGCCAGAUGGCUUCGACAAUGAAUAUUUCAAGCUUCGCGAAUAGGGACAGCUUGCUUGAGCCAGAAAGUAAGCCGGUUGAUGCUAUGAGUAGAACAGGACUUGACGACUCUGGGUUUGUUGAUCUUCAACGACAAAUCAUGAGAGAACAAGAUGAGGCUCUUGAGGAAUUGGAGGAGACAAUUACCAGCACCAAACAAAUAGCUUUGAUAGUCAAUGAGGAGCUUGAUCUACAUACAAGACUAAUUGAUAAUUUGGACGAAGAUGUUGAUGUUACGAAUUCCCAAAUACAGCUAGUAAGGAGGAAGCUCGCAUAUCUGAAUAAACGCGCAAAGGACGGCUGCUCCUGCUCGUGCCUACUUUUAUCAGUUAUUGCGAUCGUCGUUUUGGUUGCUGUUGUACACGUGCUCUGAUCAAAUAUUCAUGAAUACUCGUGGAACUCGAUAGGCUCCUGCACCUGGUCUUUCGCAUGCCCUGAAGAUACAUAGACAGCCUCUUCAUCUAAAUUACAAAAAAAAAAAAUAAUAAUAAUAAUAAUAAUAGUUGAGUAAAAUGGUGACUAUGCCCCACUUUGACAGCCAUUUUUCUGAGAAGAAUGAAUUUUUGAAUAAUAAAUUUAUGGAGAAUGUCUGAUUUUAA